Molecule: messenger RNA, 1946 nt
Organism: Eublepharis macularius
Lineage: Eukaryota; Metazoa; Chordata; Lepidosauria; Squamata; Eublepharidae
Gene: CD40LG
Product: CD40 ligand
Exons: 5
Coding region: 1-786 (261 amino acids)
Biological process (GO): immune response
Cellular component (GO): membrane
Molecular function (GO): tumor necrosis factor receptor binding
Source: RefSeq, a predicted model, not a curated record
AUGGACCUGAACGAGCCCUAUUCCCCGACGACCCCUAGACCUGCUGGGACAACAGCUGCCAUGAAAACAGUCCUGUACUUGAUCAUCUCGUUUGUUAUAGCUCAUCUGGUUGGGGCUGUACUUUUUGGUUUAUAUCUUCACAUGAAGCUGGACAAGGUGGAAGAUGAGAUGAAUUUACGAGAAGAAUUCUUGUUCCUUAGAAGAUUACAGAAGUGUCGGAAGUCACAAGACGCUGAUACAAGCUUGCUGGAUUGUACAGCAAUCCUAAACGAGUUCCAGAAUCUCCGGGAUCUAAAAAGCAAGGUUCCCCAAGAAAUCCCCCCUGCCAAGCAAAUAGGUACGAAGAAGCCAACAGCAUCCAUUCACUUUGCAGGUUUCCAGAACAGCUCUCAGAAAGUAUCAGUUCUGCAGUGGACUGAGGCAGUAUACGCCCCGAGCGAUGACACAUUUUCCUACCAAGAGGGAAAGCUAAAAGUUGCCAGAGGAGGGCGAUACUAUAUCUAUGCCCAAGUCACCUUUUGCGUGAACUCUGUGUCGUACAUGCCGUUCAGUGUGUACAUGUAUCUGCACCUGCCUUCUGAGACAGACCAUCUAUUGCUGAAAGGAGUGAGAACCCUUCGCCAUUCAGACAAAGUAUGUAACCUGCACUCGGUUCAUCUUGGAAGAGUUGUUGAGCUCCAGCAGGGGCACACCAUCUUCAUCAAUGUGACAGACUCCUCCAGCGUGAACUAUGAUCACGGAAACACAUACUUUGGCAUGUUUGAGCUUUCCGAGAGGAGCCCAUGAAGCUUUGCUUUGUUGAACAAAGUGCCUUCCUUUAGUCCCUAAUAUUUAUAACCUCAUUCCUCUUCGGUUUUAUUGUCCAUCGUCCUAUUUUAUUUUAUUUAUUAACAAAGGUGUGAAAUGUUAAUCUUCAGAACGUGAAAUGUGAUGCUAGGUAUCCUUAACCUAACACACAGACAAGCUGGGUGUCCGAACUUUUAUAUAACAGUGUGCUGGAGGAGCUGGGGCUAUGCCCCAUCCUAAGCCCUCGUGUGCUGGCACAACGAGUCUUAGGAUCACAUCCUCUUUUGCUUCCACUAUUGGUAGGCCAAAAACCAAAGCACUUACCAGAAAACAUAGCAUGUACAAAACAAACCCAGAUCAAUCUCUCCUUUCCAGCUGUACCAAUUGACUUUAGAAGCAACCACUGUUUUCCAAGUCAACUAGAAAGAGUUGCUCAGUUUUCUGUUGCAGGACAAGUAAAGCAGUACUAAGUCAGGAAGCAACAAGAUUCACCAAGAGAAGACGCAUGCAUGUUUGUAGCUGAUGUAGUCACACAUCAGUGUUCAUCCAGACAUUGUAUGGGUGCAGAUGAGGAUGUGCAACACAAUUUGGGGGUCACAACAGGCUACAGCUGAACCAUGUUCCACAAGUGACAAAUACUUCAUAACUGGUGCAUGCUUCAUAACCGGUCUUUUGCAAACAACCUUCCAGAACAUUAUUAGCAAGCAUGGUUUGAAGCCGAAUUUCAAUGAAGUAAAUGUCAUCCUUACUGUGGCAAAGCGUGAGACAGACAAGAGUUCUAAGAAACUUGAAAGUGGUUUGAGUGGAGCUCCAUAUCAUACGUGGGAAAACACAGCUAUGUCUUUUGUCCCAUCAUUAUAUCUCUGGUCAAACAGGAUUCUCAGGUUUUUGAAACAAUGUCAAAAAAACUAUUUAGCAUGGGUGAAAGUGGGACGAGCAUACAAGCAGUGAACUUUCUUUCAAACUCUCGGGUGCGUGGUUGGCAGCUUUGACAUUUUGAACUGGAUAUGUUCAAUGGUUUCUAAUGGAUUUUGUAUUUGGCUGUUCCAUGUAAACUACCAUGGGGACUCUCUCAAAAGGCAGGAACAAACAAAAGUGAAUUAAGACUCUGGUCAUUUUCAAAUUGUGCUGCAGAAAAUAAAGCAAUAUAUUGUAUGUUU